UUCUUUCAGUCCAAAUCUCCUGUGGAACAUCCACGUUGUUCCGGAAAUCUUAUGUAACUGCUAAUGACGACAUUAAACACAACCAGAUCCCUCCUCAGCCCAUGACCAUAGCUCCGCAGGCAGACUGCUCCUCUACACCUAUAAAAGACUACGACACGUUCCCUCCAUCCCUCCCUCCAACCUUCCCUCCGCCGCAGAACCCCGGCCGCAUGCUGGAUGACUCCUUCUUCGAGCCUCCAGACCAGCCCCUCCCCCAGCCCCCGUCUCAGGCUGCCACUGACCUCCGGAUGCACCUGGGCCUCAAAUCCACUGGCAACUACGUGGACUUCUACUCUGCAUCCCGGCCCUACUCCGAACUCAACUACGAGACCAGCCACUACCCGGCUUCGCCUGACUCCUGGGUCUAGAGACAGGAGUCACAACUUAUCUCUGGUCCUGGAGAGACAUAGGCUUGUGCAGGCUUUAGCUCCAGCCUUGCAGUAACAACACCUGAUUCAAGUAAUUGAAGUGUUAUGAACAGUUGUUUUUAGGAUAUUAGGUUUAUUAGUGCUGGGCUGGAACAAAAGCCUCCAUGGUCCUGUAGCUCUCCAGGACUGGGAGUGAAAACACUGGUGUAGAGUAAGGUGGGAGUGGGAGUGGGAGGUUAAUAUUAGUUACUAACCGCAGCAGAGAUUGAGGGGGUAGAGGAGGGAGGUGCCAGGGGGUUGUUAGGGACUGAGGCGUGAAGAGAGACUGCAUGUGCAUGAAUACCACAAUACAUUUUCUUUCUACCAGUUCAGUUUGUUCAAAGCUUGUUCCACUGGGAAAGUGAAUGUAUGGAUAUGUCAAAAGGGAGAGAAAGAACGAGAGAGGGAGAGAGACAGAGGAAAGAGAGAGAGAGAGCCUUGACGGAAAG
Salvelinus sp. IW2-2015 is the source of this 895-nucleotide messenger RNA. RefSeq names its product catenin delta-2-like. Lineage: Eukaryota; Metazoa; Chordata; Actinopteri; Salmoniformes; Salmonidae. The record is from RefSeq and is a predicted model, not a curated record.